This is a messenger RNA of Dentiscutata erythropus, 232 nucleotides long. NCBI's taxonomy places the organism in Eukaryota, Fungi, Glomeromycota, Glomeromycetes, Diversisporales, Gigasporaceae. The record is from the annotation of a GenBank genome assembly.
AUGUCUAAACAACAAUUUUCUUUUAUAUAUGAAACCGGUUUAAAUUCUUAUCCAUAUUCUAAAAAAAUAAAACGAUUUAUUGAACAAGAUGUUUAUGAACAAAAAAUUAAAAAACUCAAACUCGAAUUUGAAGAUAUUUAUCAACAAAUCGAGGAAGAAGCUAUCAAAGUUAUCAAUAAAAUGAAAGAAGAAAUUAAAGAGAAAAAUAAGAUUAUUGAUAAAUUGGUUGAAC